Molecule: messenger RNA, 2794 nt
Organism: Carassius auratus (goldfish)
Lineage: Eukaryota; Metazoa; Chordata; Actinopteri; Cypriniformes; Cyprinidae
Product: mothers against decapentaplegic homolog 4-like
Exons: 12
Coding region: 399-2042 (547 amino acids)
Biological process (GO): regulation of transcription by RNA polymerase II; SMAD protein signal transduction; transforming growth factor beta receptor signaling pathway
Cellular component (GO): heteromeric SMAD protein complex
Molecular function (GO): DNA-binding transcription factor activity, RNA polymerase II-specific; RNA polymerase II cis-regulatory region sequence-specific DNA binding; I-SMAD binding
Source: RefSeq, a predicted model, not a curated record
UGCGCAGCUCGCCAUAUUGCGCAGUAGGGCGUGAGGUGCGUCGAGACUCUCGCGGUUAACAUUGUUUAUUUUUGUUGAGCCCAGUGACCGCUUCUGUCAUUCUUUUAACAUAUAUAUUGCGCUUAACAACGUCUAACAGAGUUCUCGCUCAAAUGAAGAGCUCUUGACGUCUGUCGUCGCUUUAAAUAGUUGUAAAGUCCGCUCAAGUGUGUUACGCGCGGUUAGCCGCUAACAAGAUUCACUUCAAAACCAUCGAAACUGGACGGAUAAACACAGACUCGUUUACAGGACACAGAACAGGUACAGUUUGGAUGGACUCUUCACUGGCGGCAGUGCAUUGCUGAAACGAGUCUGAAGCAGCACACCGGAGUCUCUCUGAAGCCUAUAACCAGCGCAGGAUGUCCAUCACAAACCCCCCCACUAGUAACGACGCCUGUCUGAGCAUCGUGCACAGUCUGAUGUGUCACAGACAAGGCGGCGAGAGCGAGACCUUCGCCAAACGGGCCAUUGAGAGUCUGGUGAAGAAACUGAAGGAGAAGAAAGACGAGCUGGAUUCGCUCAUCACCGCCAUCACCACCAACGGCGCUCAUCCCAGCAAAUGUGUGACCAUACAGAGAACACUAGACGGCCGUCUGCAGGUGGCUGGUCGUAAAGGAUUCCCACAUGUCAUCUAUGCACGGUUGUGGCGAUGGCCGGACCUUCAUAAGAACGAGCUGAAACACGUCAAGUACUGCCAGUUUGCCUUUGACCUGAAGUGUGACAGCGUGUGUGUGAACCCUUACCAUUACGAGAGAGUCGUGUCUCCAGGAAUAGAUUUAUCUGGACUUACACUUUCAGGCUCUGGUCCGUCGGGUCUGAUGGUGAAGGACGAGUAUGAUUAUGAAGGCCAGCAGUCUCUGCCCAGCACUGAGGGACACAUGCAGACGAUUCAACACCCUCCCUCUCGCCCGGUGGCCCAGGAGCCCUUCAACACGCCCUCCAUGCUCCCGCCAGCAGAGGGCAGCAGCUCGGCCUCCACCUCCGCCUUCUCCAGCAUCGCAGUGGGAUCCACAACUCAGCCCAAUAGUGUUCUCUCAGGAAGCCACAGCAGCGAUGGUCUGCUGCAGAUUGCCUCUGGGACGGGGCAGGGCUCACAGCAGAAUGGUUUCCCCCCCGGCCAGCCCUCCACGUACCACCACAACGCCGGCUCCAGCUGGACGAGGAACAGUAACUUCCCCCCCACCGUGCCUCACCAUCAGAACGGUCACCUCCAGCAUCAUCCGCCCAUGGCCCAUCCAGCACACUUCUGGCCCGUUCACAACGAAAUCGCGUUCCAGCCACCGAUAUCCAACCACCCUGCUCCAGAGUACUGGUGCUCCAUCGCUUACUUCGAGAUGGACGUUCAGGUGGGCGAGACCUUUAAAGUUCCCUCGUCCUGUCCCAUCGUGACCGUGGACGGGUACGUGGACCCCUCCGGAGGAGACCGCUUCUGUCUCGGUCAGCUCAGCAACGUCCACCGAACGGAGGCCAUCGAGAGAGCGAGACUGCACAUCGGGAAGGGCGUCCAGCUGGAGUGUAAAGGGGAAGGGGACGUUUGGGUUCGCUGUCUGAGCGAUCACGCCGUCUUCGUCCAGAGCUACUACUUGGAUCGUGAAGCCGGUCGAGCUCCUGGAGACGCUGUGCACAAGAUCUACCCCAGCGCUUACAUCAAGGUGUUUGAUCUGCGUCAGUGUCACAGACAGAUGCAGCAGCAGGCAGCGACCGCACAAGCAGCAGCAGCCGCUCAAGCAGCAGCGGUGGCCGGAAACAUCCCCGGCCCUGGAUCUGUGGGAGGAAUCGCUCCUGCUAUCAGUUUGUCUGCGGCCGCUGGAAUCGGUGUGGAUGACCUCCGCCGGCUCUGCAUCCUGCGCAUGAGCUUCGUGAAGGGCUGGGGUCCGGAUUACCCCCGACAGAGCAUCAAAGAGACGCCCUGCUGGAUCGAGAUCCACCUGCACCGCGCGCUGCAGCUGCUGGACGAGGUCCUGCACACCAUGCCCAUCGCUGACCCCACGCCGCUGGACUGAGACUGAGACUGAGAGUCAACACCAAUCAGAUCCACAGCUGCAUUCACUCAAUUUGAUCAUCUUUGUUUUUACCUGUGUUGCUUUUGUUCUUGAAACAUUCAGACCUUGAAGUGCACAGGAUUUAUUGAUCUAUAUCUAUAUGCAAAAGUGUUUUUCAUGAUGAUGAUGAUGAUGAUGCACAGCGGAGGUGCAUGCUGGGAUUCGGUUGAGUCUGUUUAAAUGAAUUUGUUCCCAGACAUUUUCUUGGUGCGGUUGCUUCACUAGCCAGUAGAGUCUCCCAUUAUGAUGCCAUUUUCAGGUCAUCAUUUUCAUUUAUUUUUCUACUUUGUUUGAUCAUCAUCAUCAUCAUCUCUGUAAUGCAGUCCAGAAUCUCUCAGGCCAGACGUCUGUGGUCUGGAAGUGCGAUGGGAAUCUUGUAGCAGAAGAGGUUUGGACUCGCAGUCGUAUAAACAAGUGUUGCAUGUACCGAAGACAUGUGGUUUCUUUCGUGCUUCUUACUUGCAGCUAAUUGGCGCUUUUUUUUUUUUUGCAAGUUUCUCACUGCAUGCUUCUGAUAUAAUCAUAGCUAGACGUAUUAGUCUAGACUCAUACAUGCACAAGCUGUAUCAACCGGCUUUUUCUUUUCUUUUAGCCAUGUACUACUUCUAGCACUUUAUGCAUGUGUUUUUCUUUCCAUUUUUCAGUUUCUCUUCUCUGCAGCCUGUGAAUAAAAAUGUUCUGCAGCUCUUUUACAGAAAAAAAAAUUGUCUUCA